Rhincodon typus (whale shark) is the source of this 848-nucleotide messenger RNA. Its product is annotated as immunoglobulin lambda-1 light chain-like. The coding region runs from base 87 to 848 and encodes 253 amino acids. The transcript is spliced from 4 exons. NCBI's taxonomy places the organism in Eukaryota, Metazoa, Chordata, Chondrichthyes, Orectolobiformes, Rhincodontidae. Gene Ontology annotation, cellular component: plasma membrane. The record is from RefSeq and is a predicted model, not a curated record.
GUCAAUCAAUUGUUUCUUGUGCCUUUUCCUUCCUGGGGCAGAUGAAAUAACUGGCACUGGAAUUUAAAAGUAAUGAAACAGAUGAAAUGACAUCCCUGGGGACACAAAUAUUCAAACUUUGUGUUCUGCUUCAUUUUUUUCUACUUGCAGUGAGGAGCAAAAAACUAACAGUAUUCCAAACACCAUCAGAGAUCAGAGCGUUGAAGGGGGACAACGUACAAAUAAAUUGUUCAUACAGUGAUACAGUUGAACAGUUCCGGAUUAUGUGGAAGCGUAAUACCAGUACACAAUUAUUCUGCCAUCACAUGGAAAAUAAAAUUAAUUGUUCUUCUAUCAUGCAUUGCACAGAACGUGCUAACAUUACGGUGGACUCCUCAACAAAAUCUUCAUCUUUGAUAAUCCACGAUCUUCAUUUAAGUGAUGCUGACAUUUACUUCUGUCAGGUUGAUUUUGAAAUUCCACCUCCUUCACAAUCAGCAAGAGGUAAAGGUACACGCAUUACAGUAGAAGCUCAGCCAACUGUCCAGUUAAUUGAAAGGACUCAACCUUACCCUAAUGAAGGAAGAGAGUUAAUCUGCACAUCACUAGAGUUCUAUCCUGAUGACAUUCAAGUGUCCUGGUUUAAAGAUGGACAGCGAAUCACCAAUAGCAUUAAGAAUGGGACUCUCUAUACUAACAGUGAUGGCUCAUUCUCCAUCACAAGUGCACUGAAUCUUUCUGUACUUGAGCAGAAUGAAACUGGAAUAUAUUCCUGUCAAGUGAACCACUCAACUCUUUCUGCACCCACCACUAAAAGGAUUCCUGUUUGUAACCAAGGUGAAAAAAAGUCCAUUCAUUGCAUUUGUUAG